CUAUGCUGACAAUCACUGGGCUCACAGUAGCAAAUCUGCACUGCCAGAGGGAGGUGGAUCUGGAAGUUGUGUGUGCUGGGAUGCACUGUGCUGGUGAUGGGCAGGAUUACUGGGAAACCACUGGGAUAGGCAGGAAAGUGCUGUCCUCCCUAGAGAGCUGUCAGAGAGGCUUCAUUCUGGAGACAGCACAUGGAUCAUAUCUAAAUGUGCCUUUUACUCGUCCCACUCAGUAACUCACUGUUGUCUGGAAAAGAAAAGGGAAUUCAAAUAAACCAAGUGCGAUUGCAUUGCUCAGCUUGGCAACCCACCCUUUCCAGGCUGAUUUCAUGCAGACAUGACUUCUUGUUUAGUCUCAGAGCAUCUUCCUCUUUCUUUCUGCACAUCUUAGCAUUUCUUUAAAAAAACACUGUAAAAAUACCAUUUAUUUACAAUACCACUUGCUUGGGGGUGGGAACAGAGAGGAUUGUCUGAUCUCGCUUGGGCAGGCUGGACUUUGAAAUGUAGUCUAAUUUCAAGUGACACACUACAUUUCAUCUUAGACGAUAAGGCUGGAGUCUGGAAGUGCACUGGUAGCGUCUCUUUUAAAAGUUGAGCAUAUAGAAUGUAUUUACACCUAAUAAAAGGUGUUUUAUGAAAAGGGGCUGUGAUCCUGUAGAGUGACCUGGGUGUGCAGUAGCACAGAGUUGAAGAUUUCAUAUUUGUGUAGUUAUUGUAGAUACAACGAAGAAGUUCUUCCCUGUGAGGGUGCUGAGGCGCUGGCACAGGUUGCCCAAGGAAGCUGUGAAUGCCCCAUCCCUGGCAGUGCUCAGGGCCAGGUUGGACGGAGGCUUGGGUAACAUGGUUGAGUGUGAGGUGUCCCUGCCCAUGGCAGGGGGUUGGAACUGGAUGAUCUUAAGGUCCUUUCCAACCCAAACCAGUCUGGGAUUCUAUGAUUCUAUGACAUAAUUCUGACCUUUGGAAGCGGGGAGCAAGGUGAAGCAGCUAACCUUCAACCUGGUCAAAAUGAAAUCUGAACAGCAAAGAGGGGGAGUGUAGCUGAUGCCAGUCCGUGUGGCUUUAGAGAAAAGAAGCCUUCAUCUGGACAUGUGAUGCAAUUACAGGGUUGAUAAAGGGUACUGUGCAGAAGAGUUGGAGCUUUGACUUGGACUGCCUGCUUAUUUGAUGGACACAACUCUCCAGCCCAAUGCAACACAAGUCCAACAAAGCGUUAAAAUGGGAUUUGGGAUUGUUAGCUGUCAAAGCUCAAAAGCCAGACAUCCGUGGAGGAUGUCUCACCAAACACAGAAUAUUGCUUAUAAAAGGUCUGUGUGAAUAAUGAAUUGAAAGCCCCAAACUUGUCAGUAUUUUCAUCAUUGGUCUGAAAGCUGAUUGGGAGUCAGAGGUGGCAGGGGAAGUGAUGAAGGAGUUUUAGAGAAUUAGACAGUAAUUCACACAGACCUGAGUAAUCUGGGGCUUCUGGGAUGAUUCACAUUGACUUUAAUGUAGCCAGUGACAUGCUUGGGAGCUAAACACCACGGACUGUGUCUCAAGAGUGGGAGGACAUCUGCUGGGAAACCUGGAUGCUGAUAUGGGCAGAGUCUGAAACCCAGCCCUCAGCCAGAUGUUGCAGUAAGAAAAGCUGAUGCAACCCUCAAGUGCUUACAGAUGUUUAAAGAGGUGCUAAAUGGGAAGUGGCUUUACUACUGCAGACCUUGGGACUGGGGCUGUAGGUAUGCUUUGGUCACACCUGAUUGCAUAAUCUUGCUCAUGUAGUGGGAUUAGCCAUACCAGAAACUGAUGCAUGGAAAUUCAAACCAGAAACUGGCAAGCUAAAACUCAGAUACACAUUUUUAAUGGUGAAAGACAAAUGACUGGAACAGACUUCAAGUAGGAAAAAAAGAUUUUUGUAUGUCUGAGGAUCUCCACGAGAGAAAAUACCAGUCUGGGAUAUGGGUUUAGGCCAGACACAGUGGAGGAGCUCAACUCUACAGCCCCUGAUAGGCAGGGAGGCAGAGCAAAUGGGCUGUUGGGGCACACUCAGCAACAAUGACUCUGUUCUGGUCCCCUCUGUUUGGGGACAGGGAUGUUGCUAUCAUCAGCCAGACUGUACUGCCUCUGUUAAACCCUGCAUGUUUUGCCUCCUUCUAACCAGUUCUUUUAUGAUUCUUCCAUCCCUUCCAAGUGGGUGUGUGGUGUAAUCCCAGAUGCAUCCUUGCUCCCUGGUCCUCCAGUCCUUCUCUGACAACUUUAAGACCCAGCGUUGGAUUAUGGAGGGGAACCUGACAUACCUGCUGGGCUCCGAGGACACGUCGGUGGGUUACAUGUCCCCAACAUCUAACUCCUCUGCAACCCAUGAAUACAACUUCUACUACCCAGAACUGGACAUCAGCUGUGAUCUUGACAAUAUCCCAGCAUUUGCAUCUACCUUUUUUCCGGUGCUGUACUCCCUCCUGUUCGUGACCGGCCUCAUGGGAAAUGCUUUGGUCGUUUGGGUCCUAACAGUUUUCAAGAAAGUCAGGGCCAUGACUGAUGUGUAUCUGCUGAACCUCGCCAUCUCUGACCUCCUCUUUGUUUUCUCCCUCCCCUUCUUGGUUCAGUACUCCAUCACAACUCAGUGGACUUUUGGAAAUGCAAUGUGUAAAAUCAUCAGCUCGGCUUACUUCAUUGGCUUCUACAGCAGCGCCUUCUUCAUAACCAUCAUGAGCAUCGACAGGUAUUUGGCCAUUGUCCAGUCUGUCUAUGCUCUACAGGUUCGGACGACUGCUCGUGGGGUUAUCACCAGCCUGGUCCUUUGGGCAGUUGCCAUUUUAGCAUCAGCACCAGACUUCGUAUUUUUCCAGGAAACAAAUGACAAUAACCAGACUAAGUGCCUGCCUCACUAUCCUGACGGCAGCAAUGGCUGGAGGACUUUCAGUAAUUUUGAAGUCAAUGUCCUGGGGUGGCUGAUCCCUGUGGGUGUCCUCAUUUUCUGCUACCACAGCAUCUUGAAAAACCUGCAGAAGUGCCAUACUCAGAACAAGUACAGAGCAAUUAAACUGGUUUUUAUUGUUGUCAUCGUGUUCAUCCUCUUCUGGACCCCCAUCAACGUUGUGCUUUUCCUGGACUCUCUGAAGAAUAUGCACAUCAUCAGUGACUGCCUGACAAGCCAAAGACUAGAUCUAGCCAUGGAGCUGGCUGAGGCACUCUCCUUUGUCCACUGCUGCCUCAACCCAGUCAUCUAUGCCUUUGUGAGUGAGAAGUUCAAGAAGCAUCUCCAUGAAGCUUUCAGAAAACAUGCCCAUUUUCUGUUGUUCUGCAAAGACUACAGUGGGCGCAGACUGGACAAGCACUCCUCUCUGCAUGCAGCAUCCUCACAGUCAUCUUCUGUUGGCGCUGUCUUAUAGAGCUAUAAGUCAAAAACUUUCAUCCCGAGCAGAUGACUUGAAGCUGAGAAAUCCUCCCAGCAGGGCAUGCCCAGGGAUGCACUGCUUGGGCAACCUUUUAGGAUAGGAAAAGUGGAAGCAGCUGCUCCUGCUUGCUUUUUAACAUGGUUGCCUUUGGGGUUCUUAAUUUUUAGUGUCUUUAGCAUCUUUCUCCCUUUUCCUUUGCAUGUCCUGCCCUGCCUGCAUCGUGAAAGGGAGGAUGAAAUUACUAGCAGACCUCUGCACUCUCUGAGCAUCACAGAGAGGUGCCUUAGAAGCAUUUCCUUCCCCACCUCAGAUUCAGUACUGAAAGAACCUGGUUAUGUUCCCAGACUCAGGACACUUGGCUGCUCCUUCCUUCACCUCAUCAGAGUGGACUGGCUUUGUAGGCAGGGUCAAGGCUCACAGCAGGAGCGGGAACCCACUCCUUGGAGGGAAAAGGUCAAUGUUUAAGGUAUCAUGCCAGGGCCUGGCUUUGUUGAUGGAUCUGAACAAGGCUUCUAGCCCAGAAAGAGCUUAGUAAGUGAAUAAUUAGAUAGGCAACAAAGAGAAAUGCUAUACAUGUGUUUUGCUGUAAUCAAUGUGGAGGAGUAUCUAGGUAUGAUCCUAUCUCUCCAUCCACUACCAGGGGUGCAGCUCCUAGGCUGGAAGGGUUUGGAAGUUGCAGCUUAGAAAUUACACUGUGGUUGUCAAGGAAAAACCCUUAUGAGAAUGAAUGAGUGCCCUAAGGAUGAGUAGAGAAAUAGUUACCAGGAAGAAAAAAGCUGAAGAGUUGAAAAAUACUGAGUGUGAGCUGAGAGCGCAUUAAGAGUGGUAUGUCUAAGCUUCCCGUGGUCCUGCUUGCUGGUAAGCCA
Strigops habroptila (Kakapo) is the source of this 4234-nucleotide messenger RNA. Its product is annotated as C-C chemokine receptor type 8-like. Gene Ontology annotation, biological process: immune response; G protein-coupled receptor signaling pathway; chemotaxis. The transcript has 4 exons. The coding region runs from base 2184 to 3362 and encodes 392 amino acids. The record is from RefSeq and is a predicted model, not a curated record. Gene Ontology annotation, cellular component: membrane. Gene Ontology annotation, molecular function: chemokine receptor activity. NCBI's taxonomy places the organism in Eukaryota, Metazoa, Chordata, Aves, Psittaciformes, Psittacidae.